CACAAUUAUGUCAUCCAUUUUGAAUACAAUCAGCACUUAUUUUUCCGGUGGAGAAACAAAGAAAGAAGAAGCAGUCGAGGUUGAGCCUGAUCAGUUACCACCUGAAGAUGUCGUUAUACAAGAUUGCAAUAACUGUUCUGCUGAUUGCGACGAUCACCAAACCUAUCCUUCCUAUCUUCAAUUCGAUACCGAGUCACCUUUACUAGGUUCAAUGUCACCUUAUGGACGACACUUGAUGAUCAGUACAGCUCAGUGUGAUUGGGCAGAACGUAUAGAAGAAGACGAAGGCACCCUUGCUGCCGAAUUGAGUGCCAUGAUCAAGGCGAACCCUAUGCCCUGGCGUACGUUUAUUACCAACACAUCUCAUAUUCCCACACACUCAACUACUGUUCAAUGUGCGAUGGAUGUGAUCAUCUUGCCAGAUAACAUCGUCGUCGGUAAUGUCACGGCUGAUGACGCUCAAACCAUCUAUGACGUCUUUGUGAAGCGGCCCUUGCCUGAAGGACCACUAGAAGACGUGAAAGAGGCGUUCAAAUCGGUUGAUCUAAAGGAACUUGGUGUCUAUCCAAACCCAUAUGAAUCAAUGAUUCUCAUUUGUUCACACAGAAAGAGAGAUAAGCGAUGUGGUAUCACAGCACCGAUCUUGAAUCGUGAGUUUGAUCAUGUCUUGAGAGAUUUAGACGUUCAUGAUGGAGAAGGAGGUACGACUGUCUUGAUGGUGAGCCAUGUUGGAGGUCAUAAAUUUGCGGGAAACGUUAUUUGCUAUAUCCACAAGGGUCAGACAGGUAUUUGGUAUGGCCGUGUCAAGUCAUGUCACUGUAGAUCGAUUGUAGAGGAGACGAUUUUGAAUGGAAAAGUGAUUAAGGAUUUGUAUAGAGGAUGUAUGUCCAAUAGCUUUAAAGAAAGUAAAUGUAACAGAAUAAAAUGGUGAAACAGUGACUAUUUAGGAAGACAAUGCUCACAUGAACGGGUCCGAUCAUGUAGUUCAUGAAAACAUCAUGAUCUCUCUAUAUGUCAAAUAUUUAUAUCUCUUGAUGCGGGCAAUGCUCUUGUGCUUAUACAGAGAGAGAGAGUGUGUGUGUACUAUGAGAUAUAGAAUGCAGGAAUCCUUUUUAUUUUCGAGCGAGGGACAGCUGAAUGUUUACGCGUUCCUUUUUGUAUAAAGGAUGACUGUAUUGUAAAGUGAAAUAGUUUCAAAGACAAUAAAGAAAGAGAUGCAUAUUCACUUACCGAACAAAUAUUUACCCUAUUUUUUAUUUACAGAUCAGUAAAGAUCAAAAAGAUUUGUCUAUGAGUAAACAAAUAAGUGAGAAAU
Messenger RNA from Rhizopus microsporus ATCC 52813, 1315 nucleotides. RefSeq lists its product as uncharacterized. The record is from RefSeq and is a predicted model, not a curated record. Lineage: Eukaryota; Fungi; Mucoromycota; Mucoromycetes; Mucorales; Rhizopodaceae. Bases 8 to 931 code for a protein of 307 amino acids. The transcript has 2 exons.